Messenger RNA from Exophiala mesophila, 1931 nucleotides. RefSeq lists its product as uncharacterized. Bases 181 to 1788 code for a protein of 535 amino acids. Gene Ontology annotation, molecular function: oxidoreductase activity; flavin adenine dinucleotide binding. The record is from RefSeq and is a predicted model, not a curated record. Lineage: Eukaryota; Fungi; Ascomycota; Eurotiomycetes; Chaetothyriales; Herpotrichiellaceae. The transcript is spliced from 3 exons.
CUUCAGCUUUCUCACCAACAUAGUCUUUGGUCUAGGUGUGCCGUUCAGCGACGUCAGCUUGCCUAAGCAGCCGAAUUUUUAGCAAACGAUACAUUAUUCCCCGAUCAUUUUCUUCUUAGAGGACACCGUACUCUUCAGCCUCAAGUGACAGUGUGCAAAGGAGGUUGAGGGUUAAGAUAAAUGCUCACCCGCUUGACAACCCCCCGCCGCAUCCUUGUCUUUUCUCACGGGGGGCUUCAAGCGCGUAUCUCGACGACGUCAACUCCGGCCUUGGGUUCAAAGACCAGUCGACCAAUUUUAGUCCAACGCUCUAAAUUACAGUCACAUCAAAACUCUACCAUGGCGACGGGAAUGACAGAACCGCCAACUCAUUAUGAUGCCAUCAUCAUAGGCUCUGGUCAAGGAGGCGGGCCAUUAGCACAGGCAUAUGCCAAUGCUGGAAAGAAGACUGCUUUGAUAGAAAAAUCUCACGUUGGUGGAACAUGUAUCAAUGAAGGAUGCACUCCAACGAAAACUAUGGUGGCAUCAGCGCGUGUCGCCCAUGUGGCAAGCCGAGCUCACAGAUACGGAGUUCAGUACAAGAAAUCCUCACUCAUCGUCAAUAUGGAGACCGUGCGAAGACGGAAACGCGACAUUGUUGACUCUUUUCGCUCUGGGGGCGAAAACAGGAUGAAGAAUAUCAAAGGCCUCGAUCUGAUCAUGGGCACCGCGCGUUUCAUUGGAUCCGACAUGAUUGAAGUUAAACGCUCCGAAUUCAGCAAUGACCUGGAUACGAUGUUGCUCACGGCAGACCAGAUUUUCAUCAACACUGGGUGUUCGCCGUCAAAGCUAGACAUUAAAAACGCCGACAAAGUUACAGCUUUGCUCGACUCGACGAGUGUCAUGGAAUUGGACCAAGUUCCGCGACAUAUUGUUGUAGUUGGUGGUGGGUACGUUGGGAUUGAAUUUGCACAGAUGCUGAAGCGAUUUGGCGCCAAAGUGAGCAUCGUGCAGCGCGCGGCAAGGUUAAUGCCACGCGAGGAUCCAGACGUCUCGGAGGAAGUGAAGAAAAUCCUUACUGAUGAUGGCAUCGACGUCUAUACCGGCGCACGGGUCACAGACAUGGGUAGCGUCACUGUCGGCCAGACUGUAAUGUCAGUUGUGCAGGAAAAUGGGUCAAUCAAGUCGCUGCUAUGCUCGCAUGUCCUAGCAGCGGCGGGUCGCAGUCCUAAUACCAAAGACUUGAAUCUGUCCGCUGCAGGAGUUGAGACUGACCCCGCCGGCUUCGUCAAGGUUGACGAGCAUCUGCAAACAACAAAUCCCAAGAUCCACGCCAUGGGCGACGUCAAGGGCGGCCCGCAGUUCACCCACAUCUCCUACGACGAUAUGCGUAUUCUCAAACACAAUCUCCUCACUCAUGUCAAUACCGGCAGCCUUGCUUCGAUCGAGAACCGGUUGGUUCCCUACACAGUCUUCAUGGACCCGCAACUCGGACGUGUCGGCUUAACUGAGACUGAAGCCCGCAGGCAGUUUCCCACGCGAAACAUCAAGGUUGCCAAAAUGCCAAUGGCCUAUGUGGCUCGUGCUCUCGAAACUGAUGAGUCCCUGGGCUUCAUGAAGGCCGUGGUCGAUGGUGACACGAAGGAAAUCUUGGGUUUUGCCUGUUUAGGUCUCGAGGGCGGUGAAAUCAUGAGUAUGGUCCAGUUGGCCAUGAUGGGGGGUAUGACUUAUGAUGAACUGGAGAACACCAUUUUCGCACAUCCAUGUCUCAGCGAGGGUUUGAAUAAUCUCUGGGGUUUCUUGGAAUGAACGACGAACCAUGAGGAUUGGGGAUGCGAGACGGUGCCGUGAUUGUAGUUGCGUCGAGUGCCACAGCUUGAUUGUCCAUUGGCUGGACAAAUAACAAAUACAAAUAGUUCAGAGCCUGAAAAAUCAUAGCUCAGCAAAAGGAA